AUGGUGGUAGCAAUUGGAUUUGAAGGGAGCGCUAAUAAAUUAGCGAUUGGAAUAAUUCGUGAUAACGAAGUACUUUCAAAUGUCAGACGAACUUAUAUUACACCACCGGGUGAAGGAUUUCUACCAAAAGAAACAGCAGCACAUCACCGCGCGCAUGUAUUGGAAGUUUUAAAAAAAGCAUUGAGUGAUGCUAAGCUGACGAUGACAGAUGUCGAUGUAAUUUGCUACACAAAAGGUCCAGGAAUGGGCGGACCACUGACAGUUUUGGCUCUGGUCGCUCGCACAGUUGCUCAGCUGUACAACAAACCCAUGGUGGCUGUAAAUCAUUGCGUGGGUCAUAUAGAAAUGGGUCGUUUGAUUACUGGCAGCAAGGAUCCAACGAUUCUCUAUGUCUCGGGAGGUAACACACAAAUUAUCGCUUACUCGCGUCAGAGGUACAGGAUAUUUGGCGAAACGAUUGACAUCGCCGUUGGAAAUUGUCUUGAUAGAUUCGCCAGACUGCUGAAGCUUUCCAAUGAUCCUAGUCCCGGUUAUAAUAUCGAGCAGAUGGCUAAGAAUGGUAAAAAAUUGGCGCCAUUGCCUUACGUUGUCAAAGGCAUGGACGUUUCAUUCUCUGGAAUUUUGUCGCAUAUUGAGGAGCGUUUAGAUGACUGGCUUAAUACGGGAAAGUAUACUAAGGAAGAUUUAUGUUUUUCUUUGCAAGAAACAACAUUUGCGAUGCUUAUUGAAAUAACAGAGAGAGCAAUGGCACACGUCGGUUCAUCGGAAGUAUUAAUAGUAGGGGGUGUUGGUUGCAACGAAAGACUCCAAGAGAUGAUGGACAUAAUGUGUAAAGAGCGUGAUGCCAAAUUAUAUGCAACUGACGAGCGAUUUUGUAUUGACAACGGAGUGAUGAUUGCCGUCGCCGGGCUACUGCAGUACAAAACAGGGAAACCGACCCCCUGGACCGAGACCACCUGCGUCCAAAGAUAUCGUACUGAUGAUGUUUUUGUAUCCUGGCGUGAAUAA
This is a messenger RNA of Microplitis mediator, 1008 nucleotides long. It is a transcript of the gene Tcs3, whose product is annotated as probable tRNA N6-adenosine threonylcarbamoyltransferase. NCBI's taxonomy places the organism in Eukaryota, Metazoa, Arthropoda, Insecta, Hymenoptera, Braconidae. Gene Ontology annotation, biological process: tRNA threonylcarbamoyladenosine modification. Bases 1 to 1008 code for a protein of 335 amino acids. Gene Ontology annotation, cellular component: EKC/KEOPS complex; cytoplasm. The record is from RefSeq and is a predicted model, not a curated record. The transcript has 4 exons.